Molecule: messenger RNA, 1431 nt
Organism: Lycium ferocissimum
Lineage: Eukaryota; Viridiplantae; Streptophyta; Magnoliopsida; Solanales; Solanaceae
Product: GDSL esterase/lipase EXL3-like
Exons: 5
Coding region: 118-1182 (354 amino acids)
Cellular component (GO): extracellular region
Molecular function (GO): hydrolase activity, acting on ester bonds
Source: RefSeq, a predicted model, not a curated record
AUCUGACUAAAACCUACUCGACUCCGACAUUUCAAAGCUUUUUCCUAACUUCAAAAGCUCUCUUUUGUUCGUAUUCUUCAAAAGGAAAGUGCCAGAACUAAUUUGAGCAACACAAUAAUGCUGCAUAAUAUCAUGGUGAUAUCAUACUUUGUUUCUUUUAUGUUAUUUAUUGGCUGUGAAUCGAAGGUGCAGUUACCAAAGAACUUAGUCGUAAAAGCAGUUUUUGCAUUUGGAGAUUCAAUAGUGGAUCAGGGAAGUAAUAACCAUAUAGCGACAGUAGUUAAGUCUAAUUUUCUACCUUAUGGUAAGGACUUCAACGGUGGAAUUCCAACCGGAAGAUUCUGCAACGGCAAGACGCCGCCGGACUUGAUAGUUGAAGAACUGGGGAUUAAAGAGUUUGUGCCAGCUUACCUAGAUCCAAACUUGAAAAGUGAAGAUCUAAAAACUGGUGUGAGCUUUGCAUCUGGUGGUUGUGGAUAUGACCCUCUAACAGCUACUAUUGUGUCAGCCAUACCCUUAUCAACACAAUUAAAUCAGUUCAAAGAAUAUAUUGGGAAGCUAGAAGGAUUAGUUGGAAAAGAAGAAGCCAAUUAUAUUUUGGGAAAUAGCCUAUUUUUGGUGGUUGCUGGCAGCGAUGACUUUGCAAAUACAUACUUCACGGCUGGAGUUCGAUUUAAGCAGGAUAUUAACUCAUAUACUGAUCUCAUGGUGGAAAAAGCUUCUGAAUUUGUCCAAGAAUUGUACAAUUUAGGAGCAAGGAAAAUUGGGAUAUUUGGAAUUCCACCAAUAGGGUGUUUGCCAUCACAGAGAACACUAGCUGGAGGGCUAGAUAGAGGAUGUGCUAAUGAAUACAAUGAAGCAGCACAAUUUGCCAACGAAAAAUUUUCUACUGCAAUUGAUUCAUUAUCCAAAGAGUUGCCUCAGUCCAAGCUUGUUUUAAUCGAUAUCUAUAAUCCGCUACUUGAUCUCAUUGUCAACCCCCAAAAAUACGGAUUUGAAGAAGUUGGGAGAGGGUGUUGUGGCACAGGAACAAUAGAGGUGGUAAUAUUAUGCAACAAAUUCAGUGGAACAUGUGAAGAUGAUUCAAAAUAUUUGUUUUGGGAUAGUUAUCAUCCCACUGAGAAAGGUUACAGGAUUCUUGUUGACCAGAUCCUAAAAAAAUAUAUCAACAAUUUCUUGUAGAUGAUGAUGAGUUCGAUCAAGAUCAAAAUAUGUACUAUUCACCUAGUUUGUAAACGUUGGAUCGAAGGUCCAAAAAAAUUGUUUACAUUCGUCCUUCUUGUGUCUGUGUGUGUGUGUGUGUUUUUUUUUUUGAUUCAUUGAUAAAGCUUUAUUACUUCAUGUAAUAAGACACUGGAAAUCAAGUUUACGUCAUUGAUGUUCACAUUUGUUUAUCCAAUGGUGUUUGUUGGAAUUGAAUGAAAAAUAAAA